Corticium candelabrum is the source of this 1068-nucleotide messenger RNA. RefSeq lists its product as uncharacterized. NCBI's taxonomy places the organism in Eukaryota, Metazoa, Porifera, Homoscleromorpha, Homosclerophorida, Plakinidae. The record is from RefSeq and is a predicted model, not a curated record. The coding region runs from base 4 to 867 and encodes 287 amino acids. The transcript has a single exon.
CACAUGGGGCUUACCAUCAAUUACAAGAAGACCAAGCUUCUAGCUGUCCUACCUGGAGCUGAUGCCCAUUCUCCAUCUCCCAUUUCUUUGCAUCCUGAUUGUGAUCCCAUUGAGGUGGUACCAUUCUUUCAGUACCUUGAAAGUUAUCUUUCUAAUAAUUGCUCCAUGGAUGUUGAGAUAUCAACACGGAUAACCAAAGCAUCUCAAUCAUGUGGGUCACUUAACCGCAUCCUUUGGCACCAGAGGAAGAUUAAGUCUAGUACCAAGCUGAACAUCUUUGUCUCUGUAGUUGUUUCCACCCUCUUAUAUGGUAUGGAAACAGCAGUACUUCUGGAGCUGCAGAUACAUCGCUUACAGAGCUUUGUGAUGAGAAGCCUCCGCUCCAUCCUUGGACUGUCCCUAUGGGACGGGAAGAGAGACACCUCCAUCAGAAAGAUAGCCAACCUACAAAGAAUCUCCACCAUGCUGACACAAAGACGUCUUCGGUUAUUGGGUCACAUCUUGCGCAUGGAUGAGUGUCGUCUACCAAGGAAGCUUUUGGUGUGUGCAUCACCCCAAGGUAGACGUUCAGUCGGAGGCCAGAAAAUGAGAUGGAACGAUUUGGUACUAAGGGAUUUAAGGAAUUGCAAUCUUGAUGGGGUUUGGAGGAUACUAGCAGAAGAUAGGAAUGAGUGGAGGAAUCAGAUCUGGGCUGCCACACAGGAAGUAAAUUUCAAGAAGGAAGAACAACAGAAAUACCGCAAGGAUGAGCAGAAAUGUUGCCGCGAAGCAAGGCAAACGACAUCAGAAUUUGCUUUACACUGCAGCUUUGAUGGUUGUGGAUUUACUGCUGUAAAUCAUGCCGGCCUUGUAAACCACCAGAGAUAGAAACAUGGUCAGUCCCUGACUAGUCAAUGUCAGUACUGUCACCAAACAUUCUGCCAACAAGGCCUCCACAACCACGAGCGUUUCUGCUGUCAGAGAACAUCCACUCCUCCGAUAUAGCCUAUGGUGACCUUGGCCUGCAUCGUUUCUCAUUGGAAUGAAUGCAGCGUGAAGUGAAGUGUGUGUGCGUGUGUGUAUGUGUGU